UCGCUGGAAGCCUGGAAGGUGCCCGCCGGCCCCGCGGUUGCCAGAUGUUUCGAAGUUACAGGUGCCCCAAUACCUCCUCAGUUUUACCUUUAUGGAAAAACAUGGACUUUAAAAUGGUUAUAGACGUGUUACGGAGGUUUGUUUUUGUUGUGUUUUAUAUCCUCAAUAAAUGUAGAAAAACAGGAGUCUUAAUAUACCGGCAGCGGCGUCACCUGUCUUUCGGGGCAUCGGAGGAGGGGCGUUGCGGGCAGCGGGCAGGUGAACUGUAUGCUAGUGAUUGUCUCACAGGCAGAGAGGUUGGACGUGUGCAUUGCCACGCUCGCUGGCUCUGGCUCACGCCCCGCUGGCAGGCCUGGCUAGACCAAUCUUUCUAAAUGUCAUUUUGCCGUUAAAAAUCGGUUCCUCAGACUCUACGACCUUAACCCCACUACCUCUUCGUUCAGUGUGAUGUGUGGCGCCAUGGUCGUGAAAGCAGGCGCCGUCAAAGCGCCAAGUUCUCUGUGCGACGCAACGAGACUUUACGGAUACUGAAAGACACCCGCCUCGCGCCAGUUGACGCGAUACCGUGAUAAAUGGAAGGAUGCUGUUAGACUUUUAGACAUAAGUGGUGUUUAAACUUUCCAUGCUAACCGGCGUUUUAAGCCCUAGUGAAGAAAAAACUUAAAUGCUGGAAAAGAAAGUAAUCCAAACACAGUUGGAGGUGUGCACUUAAGAUAAAAAUAUAAAAGUGAAGUACCUGAAUGCUGUUGAUAAAGUAAUCCUGGAACGGUUAAGGUAACAUUGUGGUUCUCAUGGCGGAAAGCGGAGAACAGGCGGCGGGUGAAAAGACCCUAACCGAUACCAACAACAACAAUAGCAACGGUUGCAGCGGCAGCAGCGAUGACGGUGGCGUGCGCGGAGAGAAGUAUGCCCUUCGGCCGAGGACCCUCAUAAAGCGACUGCAGCAGGAGAGGGUGCGGCAGGAGUUACCGAAAAGGCCUCCCACUAAGUCGAAAUCGAGGCCCGCUCCACUGUCCAAGUAUCGACGGAAGACAGCCAAUGCACGGGAGCGGCACCGCAUGCGUGAGAUCAACAACGCCUUCGAAUCGCUCAGGCGCGUGCUGCCGGAGGCGGGGGAGGUUCAGGCGAGCACCUCUUCAGCCAUCACCAAAAUCAUGACCCUGCGCCUUGCUGUGGAAUACAUCAAGGCUCUCUCAGUUGUGUUGGAGGACGAUACUGACCAACCCUUCGGUCCCCUUCAAUCUUGCCUCCAUCACUCCCUCCCGAUCUCCAUCCACCAUCACCAACAUCAACACCAGAAGGUCCUACAAUCCACUAAGGUGUCACUGUCCUCCAGCAAUCUACACUCAUACCCACCAACCUCUCUCCCUAACCACCAUCACUACCACCACAACUACAGGCCGCCGACACAACUGGUGGCUCACUACGACCCCUACAACUCUACAUCCACCUCCCUGUCCUCCCCAGCCACCGUCCGCACCUCCGUCAGCAGCGCUAGCGACCUGGAGGAUCUCCUUUCCGAAGACUCGGGACUUCUGGAGGAGAACUUUGAUGUUUUCCAUGAUAUACAGUCCUUGGCAGCUGCUGAUCCUUUCGAUAUACUGCUAGGGGGGGACAAGGACACAGCCCUCGCCUUCCCUGCUGAGCUGUGUAACUGAAGGCAAUCGUGACGCUGCUCUGAAUGAUUGUCUUAUGGAGGACCGGCCGAUGGAUGCUCGUGUUCGAAAUACGUUGAAAGUCUUCCCUGUCGCGGUGUGUGUGUGUGUGUGUGUGUGUGUGUGUGAGAGAGAGAGAGAGAGAGAGAGAGAGAGAGAGAGAGAGAGAGAGAGAGAGUCCUUUUAAUCUGCACUCCCCAUAUAAUUUGAUCGAUGCUAGUCUGAUGUGCCAUACCCACCGUUCGGGCCACCUCCGUCCCACUGUGUCAUGCGGGCUAUGUGCACUGUGUAACAUUAUUAUUAUAGUGGCGAUAAAUCAUCAUCAAAGCACUAUUUAAUGGCAGACUUUAGUGAUGUGAUUUAAACGUCCGCAACUGGUGUAGCCUAUUACGAAAUACACUUAUUUUUAUCUCAUCAUAUGUAGUAUGAAUAAAACUUUGAAUGGA
This is a messenger RNA of Eriocheir sinensis (Chinese mitten crab), 2101 nucleotides long. RefSeq names its product neurogenic differentiation factor 4-like. The transcript has a single exon. Gene Ontology annotation, molecular function: protein dimerization activity. The coding region runs from base 792 to 1658 and encodes 288 amino acids. The record is from RefSeq and is a predicted model, not a curated record. Lineage: Eukaryota; Metazoa; Arthropoda; Malacostraca; Decapoda; Varunidae.